CUACCCAUGAUGCAUUGCGACUUCCUAGGUUGUAUGUCAUCAAAAGCCGCCGCGUCAAGCAUGACUUAAAAGGAACUGUUAAAACUGUUUGUUUUUUUUCCUUUUUCAACUCCAUAAACAACAUACCGAGCCUCAAGAAAGUCCGUCCGUGCUAUACGGCGUGCCCUUCUAUUCCGACAAAAACGGCCUCACCAGGCGGCGAAGUCGCCCAAACUGAGCUAGCAACGAUGCUACAAACACGAGUCGCUAGCUCUCCUGAUUGACAGCUACUUCAAGUUUGAAUUUAAACUUUUUUUUUAAAACUCGCUUAUUUGUUCCAAGUAACUGUUUCUCGACAAUGAGAGACUAUCAUGGUGCUCUUGAGAGAAGGGAUGUGUCCUGGACUGGAUGAAGUUUUACUACGCCGCUUGCGAGACGCUCAUAUUAAAACAGUGGAAGACCUGGUCUCGUCCAGCACCGAAGAGCUUGCACAGAAAUGUUCGGUGUCAUAUACGGCUCUGCUAACCAUCCGCAGAGUGCUGCUGGCACAGCACGCCGCCUUCCCGGUGUCGGGCGCCGAUCUCUACGAUGAACUGCUCAGCUCCACCGCCAUCUUGUCCACUGGGAAUCCCAACUUGGAUGUUUUACUGGAUUCAGGCGUGUACACCGGAGAGAUCACAGAGCUAGCAGGUGGACCAGGAAGUGGCAAGUCUCAGCAGGUGUGUUUUGGCGUGGCGGUGCACAUUUCGCACCACCUGAGGCAAAAGGUGGUCUACGUGGACACCACAGGGGGUCUGUCGGCGAGUCGCCUCCAGGAAAUGUUGCAAAGCGAGACGAGCAGCGCCGAGGAGCAGAUGGAAGCUCUGCAGAGGAUUCACGUCCAUCGCGUCUUUGACGUUUAUUCUCUGCUCCGGUGUUUGCAUCGUCUUCGCAGCGGAGAACUCCAGCAGGCGUGCGGCGGCGGCGUUGGCGGCGGUUCUGUCAAGGCGCUGAUUGUGGACUCUGUGUCGGCCGUGAUCGCUCCUCUGCUGGGAGGAAAACAUCACGAAGGCACGUUCAUGAUGAGUCAAGUGUCGGCGGCUCUGAAGACGAUCGCUAAAGACUUCAACAUGGCCGCUUUGGUGACCAAUCACGUGUCGAGGAACGGCGACGGCGAGCUGCAGCCGGGCCUUGGCGUGUCUUGGAGCCACGUCCCCAGAACCAGAGUUCUGCUGGAAAGACCUCCAACCGUUGCCCUCCGCACACCCGCACUGCGCUCUGCCACCAUCAUCAAGUCCUCCAGAAGGCCGUGUUUCAUCCAAGCCGAGUUUGAUCUUCAGUGGUGGAGUCGCUCCAAGCACGGAGCAACAGGCAAGAGGAAGCUGCACCAAACGGAUUCCUGACAAAGAAUCUUCAGCCCCUAGGUUACCAUGGCGACGAUGUGACUCUGUCGGUCAAUGAGAAAGAGUGGUUCAAGUGAUGACUUUAACACAAAGAAGAAAUAAUCCUGAGACGCUAACAGGGGGCGACCACACGGCGCUUGCGGAUGCACUCCCAUAUCCACCGCGCCGACACUUUCUGCGCCCGGCUGUCUUCCACGGGCUCGCUCAGCGUGUGCGUGGCCAAGGUGGAGUUGUACUCGGCCACCAGGUCACCGUCGUACGCUACAAAAUAACGCCGUAACUUGUCAAAGUCGUCGGCGCCCGCAGGCAGGAAGAGCUUCACCCCACUGAAGAUGUCCAACAGCGUCUGCAAGAGAGUGUGAAUCAGGCCCAUUUUAAUAUAGUUAUUUCAAAAACAUGAAGUGUUUAUUACCCAACAUGCUUCACUGCCUGUGGGACUUCUUUUUUUUUUACCAAUAAAUUGCAAUAUAUGUUA
Nerophis lumbriciformis (worm pipefish) is the source of this 1836-nucleotide messenger RNA. NCBI's taxonomy places the organism in Eukaryota, Metazoa, Chordata, Actinopteri, Syngnathiformes, Syngnathidae. The record is from RefSeq and is a predicted model, not a curated record.